Molecule: messenger RNA, 1341 nt
Organism: Ceratosolen solmsi marchali
Lineage: Eukaryota; Metazoa; Arthropoda; Insecta; Hymenoptera; Agaonidae
Gene: shaker
Product: potassium voltage-gated channel protein Shaker
Exons: 5
Biological process (GO): potassium ion transmembrane transport; action potential
Cellular component (GO): voltage-gated potassium channel complex; membrane
Molecular function (GO): delayed rectifier potassium channel activity
Source: RefSeq, a predicted model, not a curated record
UUUAGAGAAGACGAAGGUUUUAUUAAAGAAGAAGAAAAACCGUUACCAUCCCAUGAAUUCCAAAGAAAAAUCUGGUUAUUAUUUGAAUAUCCUGAAAGUUCACAAGGAGCACGAGUUGUAGCUAUAAUUUCUGUAUUUGUUAUACUAUUAUCAAUAGUUAUUUUUUGCCUAGAAACCCUUCCGGAGUUUAAACAUUACAGAGUAUUUAAUACUACUACUAAUGGUACGAAGAUCGAAGAAGAUGAAGUACCAGAUAUCACGGAUCCAUUCUUCCUAAUAGAAACAAUAUGUAUUAUAUGGUUUACAUUUGAAUUAUCAGUGCGCUUCCUAGCUUGUCCAAACAAGUUAAAUUUCUUUCGUGAUGUAAUGAAUAUUAUCGAUAUAAUUGCAAUAAUACCGUAUUUUAUUACUUUGGCUACUGUUGUAGCUGAAGAAGAAGAUAAGUUAAAUUUGCCAAAAGCUCCAGUUAGCCCACAAGACAAAAGUACGAAUCAAGCAAUGUCACUUGCCAUUCUUAGAGUCAUUCGAUUAGUCAGAGUAUUCAGAAUAUUUAAACUAUCCAGACAUAGUAAAGGUCUACAAAUCCUGGGUCGUACACUGAAGGCAUCAAUGAGAGAACUUGGCCUUCUCAUAUUUUUUCUCUUCAUUGGUGUAGUUCUUUUUUCAUCUGCUGUCUAUUUUGCUGAAGCUGGGUCUGAAAAUUCCUUCUUUAAAUCUAUUCCUGACGCUUUUUGGUGGGCAGUUGUUACAAUGACAACAGUUGGAUAUGGCGACAUGACUCCUGUGGGUGUCUGGGGAAAAAUUGUUGGUUCUUUAUGUGCAAUAGCUGGUGUUUUAACAAUUGCAUUACCAGUACCAGUAAUUGUUUCAAAUUUUAAUUACUUUUAUCACCGAGAGACUGAUCAAGAGGAAAUGCAAUCACAAAAUUUUAAUCAUGUAACUAGUUGCCCAUAUCUUCCAGGUACUUUGGGCCAAACUAUGAAAAAGAAUUCAAUGUCAGAAUCAUCGUCUGAUCUAAUGGAACUAGAAGAAGGUAUUUUAUUAAGACGCUCAGAUGUUAUAAAGAAAUCAAUCUGCAAUCCUCAUUACAAUAAUAAUAUACAUCUUGCCUGUAUAAGUAUUGAGACUGAUGUCUGACUAAACGGACUGGAAUGGAUACAUAUAUGCUGAUAAUCUAUUAUAAUAGUGUCAACUUUCUGCAAAGUACCUGAUAAUAAUAAAAGGUCUUUAUACGUGAAUACAUAAUUGGAUAUAGGCCAAGUAUCUUCUAUGCACGUAUUAAGAGUUGAAACAAUUACAUUAUGAUCAAGAUUGAAAAAACUAAUAUAGUAAAGUGUUGAA